Molecule: messenger RNA, 1306 nt
Organism: Populus nigra (black poplar)
Lineage: Eukaryota; Viridiplantae; Streptophyta; Magnoliopsida; Malpighiales; Salicaceae
Exons: 6
Coding region: 350-976 (208 amino acids)
Source: RefSeq, a predicted model, not a curated record
CAGGCUUUGUAUAUGGAAUGGAUACGCAUGGGAACUGGAAGCUAUAUGCGGUGACAUCUGAGUGGCUGCAAAACCAUACCCAAGCGCGAGCUUUUUCGCACAGGAUCCUCCAAGCAUCGCCAUUUAUUAACUAGUUCCGGGAGCCACGUUCGUUCACACACACACACACACGUAAAUAUCUUUGCUCGGAGAAAAUGAAAAAAAAAGGAGAGGUCUCAUGAGAGUAUGUGACCCAACAGAAGAAGCUUCCAAUUUUGUAGAUCCUCUAUCCUAGUUUUAAACUUCACAUAUUCAAGUACACCUCUGACCUCACCAUCUCUCUCUAUCUAAUUCUCUGUUUGUUCCAGAGAUGGCUUAUGCCGGUACCUGUGUUACCGGGGUUGCAAUCCUUUUUCUUCUGCAACCUUUGAUUGCUAGAAGUGGUUUUUUAUCUCCACUUCUGUCUCCUGUCUUUGAUGAUGUGUGCAAAAAAGUGGAAUGUGGGAAAGGAACCUGCAAGCCCUCUGAUAAUAGUACCUGGUUUUUUGAAUGUGAAUGUGAUCCUGGGUGGAAGCAGACUAGCUCUGACCAUGACGAUCAUCUCAAGUUUCUUCCUUGCAUAGUUCCUGACUGUACCUUGAACUCGUCAUGCAUGGCAGCACCCUCACCUGUCCAAGAGAAAGCAAGAAAGGAUAAUGAGUCGAUUUUCGAUCCGUGCUUUUGGACUGAUUGUGGAGGUGGCUCCUGCAACAAGACAUCUACAUUUACUUACAGUUGCGCAUGUGCAGAGGGUUAUAAUAACCUUCUUAAUGCCUCUGCCUUUCCUUGUUACAAAGAUUGUGCAAUUGGAAUGGAUUGCCGAAACCUUGGUAUUUCAGUGUCGAACAAAUCAGCUUCGGUUGACAAUAGUAGGAAUCAAGCUUCUUCGAUUCUGCAAGAAAAGUUCCAUUGGCUGAUGACAUUGAUUAUGUUGCUGUCUAUGAUUGACUGGAUGUAGAACUAGUAAGGCAUAUGCUUGAUGGUUUUGGCUUGUUAUUGUGGAGAAAUUAUUGUUUCUGAUGCCUAAUAUACUCGGCGACAUUUAUCUAUAAUUUUAGUAGUUAUAUAUGGCAUCAGGGGACGAGGGUAUUCUCACAUAUAGGAUGAAGAGGGGAGCUAGAUUUGGCGUGGAGAUAUGUCUGAGUUACUGAGUUAGCUGUUACUGAAUUCAUGUAGAGGGGACAUUGUCUGCUGUGGCAUGUGUUCCAGUAGUGGCUUCAUAUCAAGGUUGUCAAUUCCGUUUCGGUAGGUGUUUCGUUUUUUCAAUUGGAACGGAAUGUUUCAGUUU